AUGGAAAACUUUUUUAAGUUGUAUCAUGUUCUCGAUACCACAUUCGAAUCUGUGUUCAGCUUCGGUUGCGGUUCAGAUGAAGAGAAAUUCCUAAGUUGCUAUGCAAACGAUAAGCUUGCAAAUGCGUUGCAUUCGCUUAUAGAAGGUACCGGGUCGGUACCAUGGCUCAAAGAUACCCAAAGCGAUGGGUUACGUUUUGGCAAACGCAGACUCUGUAUGCCCGGACCCUUUGACGAAGCCCUGGCAAAAAUCCAAAUGGAAAAUCUUCUCGGCGAAGAAGAAGGCAAGAUUACCAGACGUGUAGUUGCUGUGAACGACAUGAUCUCGAAAGUGAUUGAAAAUGUCAAAGACUGGUACAAGGCAAAUGCUACGAAGAAAAGCGAGACACCGAUUCCUGGAAUUUGCAAGAAUCUCGAAGAGAAGAUUGCAAAGAAUCUCACUCACAAAAUUGAAGAUAACACCCCAUCAGCAUCUGAAGACUGGCAUUCAAAUAUGUUUGUGAUUGUAAGUAAAAAGGAACGCAAGGCUAUCGCUUAUGUUGGAACACUUGGAAGUUUCUUUGGAUCGGGAAUAAAAUCCGAAAAAUUUGGUAUAUACUUCAACAACAUCCUAGACCACGUGAAGGAAGGUGCUACGUUUAAUCGUCUUCUUCCUACCAUCGUUUUCAACGAUAAAGAGAUCUCAUAUGCGUUUGCAUCGAAUGGAGGAAGUCCUUCGCAGACAUUGUCAUUACCACGUACUCUAUCAAUGGUGAUGUUGGAGAGAUUUUUCAAUGUACGCCUUCAUGAAGGCGUAACAUAUCCUCUCGCAUUUCCUUCUCCGGCUCGGCCGAAACUCGUGCUCAAAGACAGAGUUCCGUAUGUGGAGCAUCUACAUAAGCAUUUUGAAGUGGAGAAAACUGGACGUAUUCCCGAUGAGGUUGUUGCCGCAGAGACAACGGGUGGUAAACUCUCCGCUUUCUACGCUGAUAACUUUAAAGGUAGAAAAUAUACUCCCCGAGGAGUGUGAAGAACAUUAGAUCAAUGAUUUUUCCUGUUCAAAUAAGAUCCUUAACUUUUGUCAGCUUUGGAUCUUGAAUUUAUUCAUUGUUGUUUGUUUUUAGAAAUUAAGUAAAAAUUUUGCCGCUAU
Molecule: messenger RNA, 1128 nt
Organism: Cylicocyclus nassatus
Lineage: Eukaryota; Metazoa; Nematoda; Chromadorea; Rhabditida; Strongylidae
Source: the annotation of a GenBank genome assembly